AUGUGGAUGGGAUAUUUGUUAAUUUAUAUGAAUGACUUAGUAAUUAUUUCAAGCACAGUUGAUGAGAAUAUUGAAAGACUGAAGAUAGUAUCAGGAACCUCGGCUAACCAUGGUCUAAAAAUUAAUUGGAAAAAAUGUCAAUUUCUCAAAAAAGAAAUUAAUUACCCGGGAUAUCGAGUCAAGCACAAUAAACUGAGUCCAUCACCAUUAAAGCUGGCUGUUGUGGUAAAAUAUCCAAGAAUACAAAGUGUAAAGCAUAUACAGAGCUUUUUAGGACUCACCAGAUAUUUUCGAAAAUUCAUCAAGGACUACGCUUUGAUUGCCCGGCCAUUGAGCGAAAUACUUAAGGAGGGGAUACCAUGCGUAAUUGGGCCUCAACAGGAAAGUGCAUUUAAUAUGUAA
Macrosiphum euphorbiae (potato aphid) is the source of this 402-nucleotide messenger RNA. Lineage: Eukaryota; Metazoa; Arthropoda; Insecta; Hemiptera; Aphididae. The record is from the annotation of a GenBank genome assembly.